AGCCAAGGAGGCAGAUUUAUAACUCCAUUUGUAAGGAGUCCAAGGGUGAAUGACAUCCCUCCGCUGCAGUCAGGUGACAUGUUAUUGAUUCAGUGCACACGCUGGCUAAAAUCUUUAUGGUUAUGAAAUACAGACUAAUGAUUUAAUAAGGUGAUGGAGGUUGGUACACAGCAGCUAAAGAGGGAUUGAUUUGUGACUGACUGAGUAGGCUACUGCCCCUAUGCCCCGCUGUGCCAGUGGGAUACAUCAAAUGUGAUUUUAGCAGAUGCUCACCUGGCUGUGCUGUCAUUUAGUUUUUUAAUUAACACACGACUUUCUAUUCGAAUACACUCAGGCUGUAAACCCAGCCCCAUAUCUCUCAUGUUCGAGCUUAUGCUAUUUGUCCGUUAUACAAGGACACAAGUCUAAAGACAAGGCCUCAGGUGAAUAACCCGGAGGAGAGGAGAGCGCUUUAACCCCUGACCAUCUGGAGCAAUCGCAGUAGAAUUGGAACGAUGGCUGGAGGGCGUAUUCCUGACGGCGUCAACGAUCUAUAACAUAUGUUUUGAUGCUGGUACGCGCGCCGCCUCUUCCUCAGUGCACUGACUGAACAACGCGAUAAUAGCCUAAACGGUGUGUGCUUUCGGCUCCAUCGUCUCUGUUGGUUAUCUAUUCAUCCACGGCUCUGAAUCUGGCAGACCUGCACAGGACAUGGCGUUUUGUGUGGAAUUAGGCCUAUCAGUGUCAUCUGUCUGAGAGUCGGGAGAGAGAGAGAAAUAUAGAGAGAAAUAGAGAGAGAGAGAGAGAGAGAGAGGGAGAGAGAGAGAGAGAGAGAGAGAGAGACAGCGCAAAGGAAUCCUUGGCAUACACACACGUCGGUGUCUCGAUGUGAUUUUGAGUGACUGGCUGCAUUCUUGUGGAGACGAGCGGAACGGAUAAACCUAUUUUCAUCGUCUCACCCAUUUGCGCGGAUAGCGGAUGGUGCAUGCCCGUCUGGGUUGAGCAUCUAACAGCGUCUCUUUCUGCUGGAGCUUGGCUGAUCCGAGCUGUCCUUGGUCGGGCGUGGAGGGAGCCGAGAUGAGCGCCUUUCGGAGGGGUAGCUGGGUGUCUCUGUUGGAGUUGUGUUGGGUAUUAAUGGGACUGUGGAGGCUCGGGGCCGCCUGCCCUGCGUCCUGCUCCUGCAGCGGGACCAGGAUCGCCUGUGUGGACCAGGAGCGGGGCAUCAUGGCUUUCCCAGUGCUGCAGUCUGAGCUGGAGAUGGACAACAUCACGGACAUAUAUAUUGCAAAUCAGAGUAGCUUCUCAUCCAUCAAUGACAAAGACCUGCAUUAUUACCGGAACCUCACGAAUCUAACUGUGACUAACAGCAGGCUUACCUAUGUGUCUCGACUGGCUUUCCAGAACAACCUCAAACUUCAGUAUCUGAAUCUGAAAGACAACAACUUGUCAUCUCUGUAUUGGAGGAUAUUUCGACAUUUAAACAUAUCAAAUCUGAUUCUUUCAGGGAACCCGCUGCACUGUUCCUGUGAGAACAUGUGGAUGAAGCUGUGGCUGGGAGAGGAGGCUGAUGCUCAGGAGCUCAAAUGUAUAGAGGAGGGUGGCGGGAGGAAACCUCUCACCAGGCUCAACCCCCCUCACUGUGUGGUUCCCAUGGCGACUCUGAGCCCAUCCAAGGUGACGGUGCAGGAGGGUGCUGAUGUGGUGUUGACAUGCAACACCUCUGGAGCACCCUCUCCUGAGCUCAUCUGGAACAUGAUCCCACUCGUCUCCUACAAUGAGAUUGAGGCCUCAGGGCAGGUGUCUGAGCUCCAUCUCUAUAACCUCUCCUCACUGGACAACAACUGUAAGAUCACCUGCAGCGCUGAGAACAUUGUGGGCGAGAAUGAGUCCUCAGUCUUCCUCGACAUCCUCUUUCCCCCUAACAUCAGUAAGUUGAGUGAUGCCUACUCAGACCACCACUGGUGCAUCCCAUUCAGUAUGUCUGGGAACCCAAAACCUGAUCUCCGCUGGCUGUUAAACGGGGAGCCGGUAAAUGAGGGACCCUACAUCAUGACUAUGAUCCAUGACUUCUCUGAGAGGGAGUUCCACGGCUGCCUGCAGCUGGACAGCCCCACACACAUCAACAACGGACCGUACACCCUGCUGGCCAGCAACAAGUACGGACAAGACCGCAAGACCGUCGAGGCUCACUUCAUGCUUGACCCCUUUGAUGGAGGAACAGUGACAGAACCACUUUACUAUGACCCAACUACAGAGGACACACCUCUAGAGCCACCAGAAGACAGAGUUGCUGUAUAUGUGGUCGUCGGGAUUGCAGCAGUAGCCUUCAUGGGUUUUCUAUUGAUGCUGGUCAUCUUGAAAUUCGGGGGAAACUCAAAGUUUGGAAUCAAAGGUGCGUCAUCGGUGAUCAGUAAUGAUGACGACUCGGCUUCUCCUCUCCACCACGUGUCCAAUGGCAGUAACACUCCGUCCUCCUCUGAGAUGGGCCUAGACGCAGUCAUCAUCGGCAUGACCAAGAUCCCCGUUAUCGAGAACCCUCAGUACUUCCGCAGCAAUAGCAUGCUCAAAUCAGACACCUUUGUCCAGCACAUCAAGAGACACAACAUAGUACUGAAGAGGGAGUUGGGAGAGGGGGCGUUUGGGAAGGUUUUCCUGGCUGAGUGCUAUAACCUGUCUCCUGAGCUCGAAAAGAUCCUGGUAGCCGUCAAGACCCUGAAAGAGGCUAGUGAGAAUGCAAGGAAGGACUUCCACCGAGAGGCCGAGUUGCUGACCAACCUGCAGCACCAGCACAUUGUCACGUUCUACGGUGUGUGUGUGGAGAGCGACCCCCUCAUCAUGGUUUUUGAGUAUAUGAAGCACGGGGACCUCAACAAGUUCCUCAGGGCUCACGGUCCCGACUCCGUGAUGAUGGGCGACGGUCCGACCAAUAGGCCCGUGGUGUUGACCCAGUCCCAGAUGCUGCACAUCGCCCAGCAGAUUGCUGCAGGCAUGGUCUACCUGGCCUCCCAGCACUUUGUCCACCGAGACCUGGCCACACGUAACUGUCUGGUGGGAGAGAACCUGCUGGUGAAGAUCGGUGACUUCGGCAUGUCCCGAGAUGUGUACAGCACGGACUACUACAGGGUAAGUGUGGGGGGUCACACCAUGCUACCCAUCCGCUGGAUGCCUCCAGAGAGCAUCAUGUACAGGAAGUUCACCACGGAGAGUGACGUGUGGAGUCUGGGCGUGGUCCUCUGGGAGAUCUUCACCUACGGCAAACAGCCCUGGUACCAGCUCUCCAACAACGAGGUGAUUGAGUGUAUUACACAGGGGCGUGUCCUGCAGCGGCCUCGCACCUGUCCCAAAGAGGUGUACGACCUGAUGCUGGGGUGCUGGCAGAGGGAACCCCACAUGAGACACCACAUCAAAGAUAUCCACAGCUUACUGCUCAACCUAGCCAAGGCCUCUCCUGUCUACCUGGACAUCCUUGGCUGAGAGAGAGAGAGUGUGUGUGUGUGCGCAUGGUUGAGUGUGUGUUUGAAGCUACGAUCAAACUCUUUAAGGCAAUCAGAAGAUUUCCCAACUAUUCCCUUGUGCCCUACCCUACCCUCCCCCUCCCUCUCUCUCAUACUUUCUUCCUACUUCUACUCUGUCAUGCAUCUCUUUACCCACCAUCUAUUUUCUUCCUACUCAAGAGACAUUAAGAAUGGUUUGCAGUGGGAAGGCUUCUCCCAUUUCUUCAAAGGCAUUUUAACGGCGCCUAAAUGGUCUACUGUAAAUGGCUAAGAGGGCUGUACUAUAGUAUAUACGAGCAGGCAGUGGGAGGUGCCAUUUGGUCCAAUUGGUUUCUGGAAACUCCAUCCUUCUGUAAAUAAAACCCCUGGAGUCCAGAAGAGGUGCCUCCACUGCAGAUGGGUGAUUUUGUCUCUGUACAUACCGGACAUACAGCUACCAGACCCCAGCGAUGUCCUGAAAAGACUUGAGACGCAUUGCACCAUCUGAGGAGACAUAGAAGCAACCAGACUAUUAUUUCCCCUCAUGUCAACAAGGCAUGACAUAAGACAUUUCCCCUCAUGCUGACAAACAACAACAAAUGAAAUGCUAUAACUAAGUGGUAUUCAAAGUCAGGGCAACAAAUGGAGGUUGAGGGGACCAAACAAUUAAGAGCACAGAUUAUUGUAUGGGACAAUAUAAGAUCAUUUGAAAAACAUUUUAUUCAGUAUAUUUAUUUAUUUGUUUCUUUUCAUUUUGGUAAGAUAUGAAAAUGCAAUGAAUUUAAUGUUAAUUGUGAAUGUAAAAAUCCUAUGAUUUUAAGGUUGAGUCAUAAAAUUUUGGGUGGGGCCAUAAGAAAUUCUUGGGGGAAAAAAAUGGGAUCCUCAUAAAUUCUGAUGAAAAAAUGGGGUCCCCACUAAAAAUGUUCUAUCUGAGAAAGAGAGUUUGGGCGGGGUCUGUGUGAGAUGGUCCUUUCAUUGUUAGUGGUGAGGAUCUCCGUUUAGGCGUGGUUGGGUCAACUGUGGUAGAAUCAUGACACACACACACACACACACACACAUAUCUCCACCCCCUACUACAUAAACACUCAAAAGGCUUCUGAAGGAAAUUUAAUUGUGCAUGUUUUAUUAUUUUAGUCCUGGCCACAGUGCUUUAGCCACGCAGCCCCAGCCCUUGUCAGUAAUGGUGUAAUGUAUAUUUCAUUAAGGAGCUCAUGUUGGCCAUUAGCACAGUCUCCCCUCAGACAUGUAAGACAUUGUUUUAUGGGAGGGAAAGGAGAUGAGGAAGUGGGGAGAAGGAGAGAGACAGCGAGAUAGAGAAGAGUGAAGAGGGAGAGCACGAGGCCUGAAUGUCUGCAGGGAAAUAGAAAGAUAACAUCCAUCAUAGUGCGGUCUGGACGGUUUUAGAACCCACAGCUCUUUACUUCACACACCUCGCAUUUCUAUGGGCUCCUCAACCCCCCACACACAGCAUUUUAUUGGUUUGGUCAUAUGCUCAUUGCUAUUUGUUUUGUUCUAUUUAUCAUGUUUGAUAUCUACUGUAUGUUCACCAUGCCCAUUUUGUAUUUCUUGUAAAUUCUUUGGUCUGAAUCGAGGUCUGAAUCAAAUUCAAAGUGAGUGAUUAAAUUGACUAUGCUGACAGUAUUGAGUGUGUAUGUGUGCAUCCAUAAUAGUGCACUACUUUUGACCAGGGCCCGUAUUGGGCUUUGGUCAAAAGUAGUGCACUAUAUAGGGAAUAGGGUGUUAUUUUAGACAUAAACAGCCACAUACAGUCUGAGUCCUUGCACACAGUCACUGUUGAAUUUUCCUGCCUGCCACAUGAUAUACACAGUAGGUCCAAUAAAUAUCAUCCAUUCCACAAAGACAAUGGAUGUCCUUCUGUACCAGAGCAAAUGGAACAAUGCUAUACAGGUAUUCAACAUUGGUCAUACAAUGAUGUUGUGCAUUACAAAGCAGCAUUGUGUGCAUGGGCCUUCGGUGUGGGUGUAGUUGGCAGUGAGAGAACUGCCAGUGUGAGAAAGAGCACUGUGUGAAUACGAAUGUGCCAUCAAACUAAGGGACCACUCUUAAUGCUCUGUGUGGAUUUAUCCUACAUGAACUGGCUAAAGUGGGACAUGGUAAUGGUUGCUAAUGAGGGAAGAAGCUAUCAGAGGACUGCAAUGGAAGACAUUUCUAUGGAACUCUCUUCCAUCACAAUGGACCCAGUCUGAGUCUACUGUACAUCCUAGUCCAGUUACUGUUACUAAUGGAGCCUUCCUAGAAUCCUCUCUGUUGUAGGGUCCACUUACCGAUAUGCUCUAGGCAUCGAUACGCAGUGGUAUCGAUCUCUUUGGUCAGAAAUUGACAUCUCAAAAGGAACUGACAAUCACAACCUUCAACAAGUGACCUGUUGCAUAGUUACAAACCUCAUCUAGUUACAAAUCUCCUUUAGUUACAACCUCAUCCAUGCUGUGUAAAUGAUAGUCCUAAACAUUGGUCUUUAGCUGUGAUAUACCGUCUUACUUUUCUUAAAUACAAGAGGACAAUGAACAAAACUGUAUAAAUGUUAAAACCCCCUCAGACUGUCACUCUUCAGAUUGGAAUCUUAUUUGUCUGACAAGGACAAGAGAGAUGGACAGUUGCCAUUGGCCACAUAACAAUGUCUUCUGUUUCAUGGAUAUACAGUAUUUUGCUUGCAAACAAACCUAUACAGCCCCAUAUAUCCAUAUACAACCCUUUACAUCCCUAUCCAACCCUAUACAUUCCUAUCUAAUCCCACACAUCCCUAUCCAACCCCACACAUCCCUAUCCAACCCCACACAUCCCUAUCCAACCCUAUACAUUCCUAUUCAACCCCACACAUCCCUAUCCAACCCCACACAUCCCUAUCCAACCCCACACAUCCCUAUCCAACCCUAUACAUUCCUAUUCAACCCCACACAUCCCUAUCCAACCCCACACAUCCCUAUCCAACCCCACACAUCCCUAUCCAACCCCACACAUCCCUAUCCAACCCCACACAUCCCUAUCCAACCCUAUACAUUCCUAUCCAACCCCACACAUCCCUAUCCAACCCCACACAUCCCUAUCCAACCCUAUACAUUCCUAUCCAACCCCACACAUCCCUAUCCAACCCCACACAUCCCUAUCCAACCCCAUACAUCCCUAUUACAACCCCAUUACAUCCCUAUCCAACCCCAUUACAUUCCUAUCCAACCCCAUACAUCCCUAUCCAACCCCAUACAUCCCUAUCCAACCCCAUACAUCCCUAUUACAACCCCAUACAUCCCUAUCCAACCCCAUACAUCCCUAUCCAACCCCAUACAUCCCUAUUACAACCCCAUUACAUCCCUAUCCAACCCCAUACAUCCCUAUCCAACCCCAUACAUCCCUAUACAACCCCAUACAACCCUAUUACAACCCCAUACAUGCCUAUUACAACCCCAUACAUCCCUAUCCAACCCCAUACAUCCCUAUACAACCCCAUACAUCCCUAUCCAACC
Oncorhynchus tshawytscha (Chinook salmon) is the source of this 6931-nucleotide messenger RNA. It is a transcript of the gene ntrk2a, whose product is annotated as neurotrophic tyrosine kinase, receptor, type 2a. Bases 1057 to 3453 code for a protein of 798 amino acids. Gene Ontology annotation, cellular component: plasma membrane; axon; signaling receptor complex. Gene Ontology annotation, biological process: cell surface receptor protein tyrosine kinase signaling pathway; positive regulation of kinase activity; trans-synaptic signaling by neuropeptide, modulating synaptic transmission. The record is from RefSeq and is a predicted model, not a curated record. The transcript has 18 exons. Lineage: Eukaryota; Metazoa; Chordata; Actinopteri; Salmoniformes; Salmonidae. Gene Ontology annotation, molecular function: brain-derived neurotrophic factor binding; brain-derived neurotrophic factor receptor activity; ATP binding.